Molecule: messenger RNA, 6826 nt
Organism: Gryllus bimaculatus (two-spotted cricket)
Lineage: Eukaryota; Metazoa; Arthropoda; Insecta; Orthoptera; Gryllidae
Source: the annotation of a GenBank genome assembly
AUAGUUUCUCCUUUACCUACUAGAGAGCAGUACGAGCGAAUCCCGCUACCCGCUGGGUACCGUAAAUGACGUCUAAUAUGACACAUGCGCACUGCUCCCAGAACUCCGUGAUCGUUCGAGAAUGGCUUGGAGGGCGCGGCAGUAGAUUUGGGAGCUGAGGAGUGCGGUUUGUGGUUUUUCUAAAUGUUUUCUUCAUUUCUUAUUCUUUUGAUUUAACUUGGCUGUUAAAAGUGUUGCGGUGUUUUCUCGCAAUCCCGCAGGAACGGAAAUAAGGAAUUGUAUGAAUAUCGUUAGUGUGCACUGCAAGAGGACAUAAUUCGUAUAUCCGUCGGCGAAGGGAGUGUUCGCUAACUCUGUAAUGUUGGUGAUCGCUGCAAUUGAGAUUUCGCUGAGUACGUACAGAUAGUAAAACAUUCAGGCCAAUGAUAGGAUUAUGUUAAAAAAGUUGGAAACCGUUUACAGAUGGCCAAUGAGUAAAUACUAGGUUGUGCAUAUACAUUUUAUAAGCUAGCUAGUUAGCUAGCGUUUGUGUAUGUCCGUGCGUGUUUUUUGUGCGUACGUGCUUGCGUGCGUGUGUGGUGUGUGCCCGCGUGAAAGGGAGAGGAGGGACAAGCGUGUGUCCAUCUAUGCCAAUGAAGGGAACUUCGGCGGUUCUGUGAAGCCUUCUAGACUGCUUUUCUGCAUAUAGCAGGAGUUUCGUCGACGAACCUUUUAUCCGUAAGCCGGCGUCACGUUCGUCAAGAAGGGUGGACACAUAAUGGGGUGUGCAAUGUCUGCUGAGGAGCGGGCGGCUCUAGCUCGGAGCAAGCAAAUAGAGAAAAAUUUAAAGGAAGACGGUAUACAAGCAGCAAAAGAUAUAAAACUUCUGCUAUUAGGAGCUGGAGAAUCGGGGAAGAGCACCAUAGUGAAGCAAAUGAAGAUCAUUCACGAAAGCGGUUUCACACCAGAAGAUUUCAAGCAGUACCGACCUGUAGUUUACAGCAACACCAUACAAUCACUGGUGGCUAUUUUGCGAGCUAUGCCAAAUUUGGGUAUUGGUUUUGGCAACAAUGAGAGAGAAACUGACGCCAAAAUGGUUUUUGAUGUAAUUCAAAGGAUGGAAGACACAGAACCCUUUUCUGAAGAACUGUUGGCAGCAAUGAAACGCUUAUGGGCAGAUACAGGUGUACAAGAGUGUUUUGGGAGAUCCAAUGAAUACCAGCUAAACGACUCUGCCAAAUAUUUUCUGGAUGAUCUUGAUCGGCUAGGUGCCAAAGAUUAUCAACCUACGGAACAAGAUAUUCUAAGAACACGUGUGAAAACAACAGGGAUUGUUGAAGUUCAUUUUUCAUUCAAGAACCUAAAUUUCAAACUCUUCGAUGUAGGUGGCCAGAGAUCAGAACGUAAGAAAUGGAUCCAUUGCUUUGAAGACGUCACAGCAAUAAUUUUCUGUGUUGCGAUGUCAGAGUAUGAUCAGGUUCUGCAUGAAGAUGAAACUACGAAUCGUAUGCAGGAAAGUUUGAAGCUCUUCGACUCCAUCUGUAAUAACAAAUGGUUUACCGACACGUCGAUCAUUCUGUUUCUUAACAAGAAAGAUUUGUUUCAGGAGAAAAUUAAAAAGUCUCCUCUUACGAUAUGUUUUGCUGAAUUUGCAGGUGCUCAGGAAUAUGGUGAGGCUGCUGCAUACAUUCAGGCUCAGUUUGAAGCCAAAAACAAGUCCACCACAAAGGAAAUCUACUGCCAUAUGACCUGUGCAACAGAUACAGACAACAUUCAGUUUGUGUUUGAUGCGGUGACAGAUGUCAUCAUCGCUAACAACCUGAGGGGUUGUGGUUUGUACUAAGCGCCCUAACACCCAGGGUGUGGAGCUGGAUGCUGCAAAAGAUGCGUAGAAGACUGUGAGAUGUGUAGCAGGGGACUUCAUGGGUGAUGCUUGUCAUAUUUGAGGUCGGACACACCUUGGAUGCAAUAUUUGAUAUUGAAUGCCAGCACAAAGAAGAGGAAAAUUGCACUGGGAGGUCUUUAUUAUGCAUUUUUAACAAUUCUUAAUUAAUUCUUGUGCAGUCACACAUCUUCACACCAUGUUCAUAUUCUGCUACAAAGUAAUGUUUUGAUAAGAACCACUGUAGUAUAAAUACCUAACUCUGUGAAAAUAUUUACAGGAUGCUAAACCCUAUAACUAUAUUUCAAAGGAUGAUUGUGCAUUUCUUGAUGUUAAUUUAUGAGAAGUGUGUGCAGUGCAUUUUUGCUGUAUUGUCAAUUGUUUCAUUAUGUUCUUAUCAUUGUUUUCAUUCAUUUAAAUUUUCGUAUUUCACUUACAACUAAAAAAAAUUGUCAAGUGUUGGUUAAAUUAUAAAGACUAUCAGUGCUUUGAAGAUGUAGAGUUAUUUCUCUACUCUCAAACUGAAUGUUUCUUCUCCUGCAGAGCACAUGGGCGUUAUCAGAGAGGCACAUCAUGACAUUUCAACAUUCAUUUGUUAUUCCGAAGUCAUGAGCUCAAAAAGCUGGGAUAGAGAAAUAACCAGGUCUUGGAGAAGUAACCCUCAGUUUCUGUGAGAUGUGGAGAAAUCUCUAUAAUCAUGUGCAGUCAUUCUUGCAGAAUUUGUGCAUGAAUGUUUUGUUAUUAAUUUAAAUGUUUUUAUAUCUUUUGUUUUUAUUUCUUUAAAGUUACUACCUAAUUUAUUUAUUAUUGCAUUGACACAAAAUAUUGGUCCAAUGUUAUGUAUCAAGUUAUCAAGUGCCAAGAUGUUCAUUUUUAUAGGAUAUGUCUGAUGCUUCUGUAACAGUUUUGCUCUUAAAACAGAGCAGUUACAUGUGCUUUAUAUUAUAUAUUGUUUGUUUUGUGUUUGCAAUGUUCACUGGCAAGCAUUAGCUCUAGAAACAAGGGCCAACGUGCUUUCAUUGCCAAGGGACACAUACUGUGUCUCCAGGAACGCACAUUCACUAAACUGCACACAAAUCCAUUUGUACUGUAUUCGUAUUUUUGACUACGCCUUUGUAGUAUUAUUCUAAAUAAUUGUGAAGCUGAAGGUGUCUUUGCUGGUCUUUGUCAUUGUGAACUGGACUUUUGAACGUUACUGUAAAUGUGAAAUCUGCCAAAUGUGGGCCCCAAGAGUAUCGUAGUGUUGUUAAAAGGCUCUAGUGGGCACGGUUGUUUCAUUUGUCCUCUGUCUCAAGGUUGUGAGUCUUUCUGUAUCACUCUGCUGUUUGGUAAGAGACUUUUUUGAGCCUGCAGACUCAACGGAGGUUGAAUCCUCAGUUCAAGCUAGACAGCAGCAACAUAAUCAGCAUUGAAUAGUGAUAUAUAUCUACAAAAAAUUGGGAUGGGAAUAAACAAAUUAUUUUCUGUAGAUAGUAAUAUUUGGAGUGGAUGUAGUUUUUAAAACAACAGUAUAAAAACUUACAUGUUUGUGAAGAAUUGGAGGUAGAAGAUGAAUCCUGAGAAACUUAUCAAUUGAAUUGAAGACUUCGUGAUAUUUGUUUUGUAAGAGCAACCAAAGCAAUAUUUUAUUUUCCUGUUUUAGAAAUGGGGGAUUUUAUAACAUCUCACUUGUUUUCAUGCUCUUGCCAUAAGUACAGAUGAAACGUAAGUAUUUCCCAGUUGCAGCAAGACAAAACGUGAUUCUGUUUUAAGCAUCUUCGCCAAUUUCAUUCAAGCAUAGCUCUGCAGCAAAUGCUAUAAAAUAGAGCUGAGGCAGUAGGGGGACGUGAGGUUAGUGGAUGGAAUGCAAGAAUGUGCUGUUCAGUGUUCAUUAGAAUAUGGGUGGUAUGAGGCACCUAUAUUUUCUUCGGCAGUCUCUUCUUUUUCCUCCUGUAUUUGAGCCAAUGACAAAAAAUCUGUGCAUUUUACAUUCCUCGUAAUAGCAUAUAUACAUAUACUAUCCACAUAAUUGAGAGCUGUUGUGCAGUGGCUGAAUUUGGAUUGAUUGGUUACUGGACUGUGUUGUAUAUCUUAAAUGAUUUCUCUAGGUUUGUGAAACAUGGUGAGGUAUGCUCCAACCUUCACAUUGUUACUUACAUGACAUUCCUCGAUUCUGAUUGCCUAGCAGUUGUGAAAGUCGAUUAGAUCCCAAUGCACUUCUUGAAGAUAAAACUACCUGAUAUAUUGUGUUAAAUGUCAACGUGUGGGCUUGUCACUGAUCGAAGCCAGACUGUACUGGUCAAAUUACGUGUCAUUGAGUAUGUAUAGACAACAUAUGCAUAAAUGGGAAUAAUAAUAUUGAUAUAUGAAAAAUAAUCUUAUGAAAAAUGCUAUAUUGUGUAGAAUUUUAUUUCACUUAUGACAGUUAUUGUGAAUCUAGUCAGUAGUGCAUUGAAUUGUUUAUGCCUCUUAUCAGUUUGUUAAUGCUAUUGACAUUUUUAUUUCUAUAAUUACUGUCUCUUAACUUAUUCAGAUGUGAUCUGGUGAGUGAAUGCGUGUUGUUUUCAUUUUCUUACCCCUGUUGUUGUUGUUGUUAUUCUUCUUCUUCUUCUUCUUCUUCUUCUUCUUGCAGAAACCUUUGUCUCAUAAUUCUGUUUCAUGCAACCUGCACUCUCUAGUUCCCUUUACUACAAUUUUCUGAAUCUUCCCAUGUCAUUUCUUUGAGCCUGUUUUAACGCACAUGUGAAAAUCUUUGUGAAUGCAAAUUUCCUUCUUUCAUAGUUUUGCAGACUGUUAAUGUUUUGGACAGCUCUGCAAGAGCUUUUGCUAGUUUCCCAAAUAAAAGGGAAAAUUUAUGUGCAAGUAAUUGUUUGUUUAUUCGUAUUUUUGGGGAGAUGAAAUUAGAUGUGCUUUGUAACUUAAAUGGAUGACCUUUAGUGCUGGGCCAUACUAAACAGUGCUUGUGCAGAUUUACUGUCUUUUGCCAUGUUCCAAAAAAAAAAAAUAAUAAUAAUAAUAAUAAAUAAAUCCAACCAACUGUGGGUAGAGGGUAGUGGAGAAGGGGAUGUUAGUGGGUCACAAUUGCACAUUGCAUCCCUGCCUUCCUCCUGAUCUCACCGCCAACAGUGUGCCUGAGAAAUCAAUGCGAUCCCUAUACACUGCAUGUCUACAUCAUCCCAAAGAACCUUUCUUCAAAUUUUUAAUUCUAAGUAAGUUGUGUGUGGCCAUUCCUCCAUGCACAGACCCCAUGUAACACCCUUUGUGUGUUUGCCUUUCAUGUGAUGUAUGUGUGUGGUGUUGUGGUUGAAAUGCUGAAUCUUUCCUUUGGUGCACAGAGUAGGAACAUGUGCUAUUUAAACUUGGGAGUUUUAAAAAAUUAACCUCAUGUCAGAUGAAAGGCUCAAAUCUUCCAGUAGAACGUGUGUUGUCAGUGUUUCUCUUCUACGUACAAAUUCUAUGACAUUCAGACAUCAAUUUUUCCAACCAUAUAAUGAAAACUGUAACUAUAAGAACAUAAUUAUAAGAUCAUUACUAUAAAAUCAUAACUAUAAGAGUUGGCAUGACUCCAUACUUUUUACUGCUCAUUCUUGUGAAAAAGAGAGAGAGAAAGUAAGAGAGAGAGUGAGAGAUGUUCUCUCUCAGAAAUGACUGUCCUUUGCAUAGUGCUGAAUUUUUAUCAUGUACCUCCUCUGUGCUAAUUUUUUUCACUGUUGUCUUUUUUGACCUUAAAAUUAUUUUUUUAUACUACCGAAUAUCAUAUGUAUAUACAGUAUAUAUGCCAACAUUUGUGUUUGAAACUUGAUGGCAGUGGUUAAACAUUAGCAGUUCUUUGAAUUGUAUCCAUUGUCUGUUUGUGAUAGCAUGGCAUUUGUGGUGCUGGUUUGCACUCAUCGGGUUGAAAUAAAGAGAAAUUUUUCAGCUGUGUAUAGCUUUAUUUUUGAUGGCAUUAUUUCUCUUGCUGGCUGCUUGUGCGAUAAUACAUUUAUCAUAAAUCUAUGAAAGGGUCCAUUUCAGUACACAAAUUUUUGAAAUAUUAAUAUUAUUUAAUUUUUGAUGGAUAACUGUUGGUGGGUAUAGAUCUGGGAGUUCAUGUUUGGGAAAGAAACCUCCUCUUCAUAUGGUGCUUGAAGUGCAUGUGGGUAAACCGCAGUCUACCUCUGUGGCUGUUUCACCACUUGGAGUGUACAUUGGCUGUGUGGCACAAAGAAUGCACCUUUCACCAUGUGUUUGUAGUUACUUGCUAAUAGCUCAAUGGAUGCUCUCUAAUUCAGGAGUUGCUGUGUACACCAAUAGUUGCUACCAAGACAAACACUUAAUUUGUAUGCAGUUUCACUGCUCCAAGCAAACUGACACUUGACGCCUCUUAUGAACUUUGUCUCCUUGACAUAAAUAAUUGAGUAUGAGAGAAGUAUUGCUGUUUGUAAGGUUACCUAAUCUUUGCUCGAAAUAACAUUGGUGAUGUAUGAUUGGGAUUUGUGAAAAUUGAUUGCAAAGCAAAUUCUGCAAUGCCAAACAAUGGGUGUUGUGAAAAUUGAUGUUAUUUAUGUAUCAUUGAUUGCUUAAUAUAACUGCCCAAAUUCAUGUACAUGUUCAAAUUUCAUGAAAUAUACAUAAUCAAUGAUAUACUAGUUGAUCUAGGUUAAUGUUUUCCCAACUUUUUUCGUAAUUAAAUCCCUGACAAUAGCUGAUAAAGUUCUGCACUUUUUACUUCCCAAGCAUGUUGCUUUUUUUACCUAGAAAGAUUUAAAAACUAUUCACACCUUUUUUUCAUAUGUGAGGACAUGAGUAGAACAUACAACCAAGAAAAGUUAAUGUAAUUAAGAAUGGGCAUUGUCAUAUUGUGAAUGCUACUACAGAUAUACACAUUACACUAGGGGUAAACUGGUUUUAACAAGAGAGUAACAAUGUGUUCCAGCUAAGCGAGUUAAAUGUCCUUAAGGAAAUAGAUUUUUACCAAUUGGAGCAUAAGGGAAUGGUAAAAUGUUA